Messenger RNA from Symbiodinium pilosum, 517 nucleotides. The record is from the annotation of a GenBank genome assembly. Lineage: Eukaryota; Dinophyceae; Suessiales; Symbiodiniaceae.
AUGACCUCCAUGGCUGUCAUAGUAGCAGUGUUGACCAGGUAUCAGCCUGGAGGGCCAAGCGAGCGUGCCAACGUGUUGGCUUUCCUGGUGUCUCCUGAGCGGCCUACAUCCAUCGAAAACGGCCUCACCACGUGCCGCAGAUGGCUCCGUCAGCUACAGCGGGCCAAAGAGUUGAAUUUGAUGUUGCCGGAUGCUACGCUGUUGAUCAAAGGGGCUGACUCUCUCAUGGGCCCGGUCCUUACUAGGAGCCAGCAGUCUGUCUUCAGGUUAAACUCGUUUCGGAACGAGCGGAAGCUGGACUACAUGCCUACCUUUGAUUCCAUCGUAGCUUUCGGGCAACUCAUCUUAGCUGAAUAUGAGCUGCUGCAGCAUAGUGAGAACCUCAUGGACGAUAGCACGUACGCCUUUCUCCAAUCGCUUGCGUUGACAGGCAAACUGGCCGUCCAAGUAGAUGGGGCGUUGAUGUUCCGAAUGGUCUGGUUGUAUCUGAUCGCUGAGGCAGUCACUGAAGAGCUCG